Molecule: messenger RNA, 560 nt
Organism: Etheostoma cragini (Arkansas darter)
Lineage: Eukaryota; Metazoa; Chordata; Actinopteri; Perciformes; Percidae
Product: nucleolar complex protein 3 homolog
Exons: 4
Coding region: 69-560 (163 amino acids)
Biological process (GO): DNA replication initiation
Cellular component (GO): nucleolus
Molecular function (GO): chromatin binding
Source: RefSeq, a predicted model, not a curated record
GUCUUGUGUUUGUAUCAGGAGACGUCCUGAACAUCGACCCGUUGACCUUCUACUCUCACCUGUACAGGAUGCUGCCGCGGCUGCACGCAGGGGCACCCAACGAUGACAUCAUCAUCGUGCUGCGCUGCCUGGACGCCAUGCUGACGCGGCGCAGGAAGCAGGUGACGCUGCAGCGCGCCAUGGCCUUCGUCAAGCGUCUGAGCACGCUCAGUCUGCACGUCCUGCCCAACGCCGCCGUGGGCGUGCUCGCCGCCAGCAGGGCCACCGUGCACUCCUUCCCCAGGUGUGACCUCCUCCUGGAUAACGAGGUCCAGGGUUCAGGUGUCUACCUGCCGGAGCUCGAUGAGCCUGAACACUGCAACUCCCAGAAUACAGCACUGUGGGAGCUGCACAUCCUGCAGAGACAUUACCACCCGGUGGUGCGGCGCUUGGCGUCCCAUCUGAGUCACGGAGCUCCCAGCGAAGGAUCGGCAGCGCUGGACGCCGCUAUGAGCCGCAAGUACGUCCAACGUCCUCUAACGUCCUCCUUACGUCCUCUAAUGUCCUCCUAUGUCCUCUAA